AUGACAGCAACCAUUCCCAACCUCAGCCUAGAUGGAGGCCUUGAGAGAUAUUUGUUGAACACGCCGCCGCAGACCCUGGCGGUCGGAUGCAUCGAAGACUCUUUAAGCUAUGGCUAUUGGCAAAUUGAAGACUUCACGUACGAGAGUAAUAGAGGUGCCGAACAGAACCUUGUUGAGUUGAUUUACUUUCGCGUCACAAGUCAGAUCAGUGAUCUGAAUAUAGAGUGUUCUGUCUCCUCUGCCUCGUCCAAUUGGACUUCCAUAGACCCCACCUCAUCAGGGUAUUGCGAAAGCUCGAACCCUGCCACUACUUUCAAAUUCUAUUAUGCCCCCGACUCAUCGAACGGGUCUUUGACUAUCAAUCAAAUAUGGAGUUGCCCAAGUGAGGAAGACGGAACUCAAAUUAUAUUCAAAGCAGGCGCAGACGCCAAUUUCGUCAUCGACACGGAUUCUCCUGGUAGCCCAGUAUCAAUCUCUGAGACUGGUCAUGUGAUUAUUCCGUAUUCGCUCCUGGCUCCCAUCGAGAUAACUCCUAGGGACGAGGUUCUUAGCUCACCUGCUGGGAGUAACAACCCUGCAUGCAGAAAGGCAUCGGAAACGCCGAUGUGGACCUUUUCUGAUGUUAAGUGGGUGUGGUUCAACGAAUCACGAGAGUCUCCGCCUACGCCGCGAGGGGCUCUAGCUGUGACAUUACACAACGGCAUCACUAACCAGACUACAUCUUGCUUGCAUACUGGCGGGUUAGAUCUAGUUCCUCUGGACGAGGAAGCGGAUUGCGAGACGCGGGAAGAUGGUGACUGGACCAUCUGCUCAGGGUCCGCUUGGGUCGAUUCAUAUAGCGGACAGUAUUUGGGCCAGGCCGCGGUCCGGUUCAAUGCUUGCGCAAGAAAAGUUGAGAUCGUUGAAAGCUGGUACUGCGGGGGCGAUGAAGAAGGCGAAGGGCUAAAGGCAUGGAAGUAUCAAGUACAUUCCGGCGGUGACCCCGACUUUGCUAUACCUAGUGCCUUCAUAAGCAACGCCACACUCUGUGAAGCCAUCAUGGAAGAUAGUGCCGUGACCGGCACCAUUAUUGCGGAACACAGCCUCUUGAAAAACGCUUUCGACUUUCAGUAUCCUAGAGAAGGAGGAUGUCUUGUCGACUCGAUUCGGCCGGAAAACUGGUAUUGGAACUUCUUUCCCGAUUACUUUUCUGUCGAGGUGGCUGAGGACGGAACGGUUGAGCGCAUGAAUUCUCGACUGGAACUUGGCGUGGCCAUUCCAUACGCGUCGGCCGCUUUCCACUGCUUCGUUCCCACGGUCGAAACGCUGGGGGAUUGCUACUCGCCUGUUAUACCAGGAGGUCGGUUCUUGGAUGCCAAGGGAGCGUAUAACAGCGAGACGAACCUGUUUUCAAUUGAGCAGUCGUGGGAGUGUUCUGACAGAAGCCCCCAUCAUCCCGUCAUGUUUACGGCUAAGGGCAGUAUAGAAGUCCCAGAAGGGGAUGGUGAGCCGGUCAGGAUGCCGAUGGAAAUCACUUGGGAAACUACGGAUAGAGAAGGCAGCAUCGGUGAAUAA
Messenger RNA from Scedosporium apiospermum, 1554 nucleotides. RefSeq lists its product as uncharacterized. The record is from RefSeq and is a predicted model, not a curated record. The transcript is spliced from 5 exons. Lineage: Eukaryota; Fungi; Ascomycota; Sordariomycetes; Microascales; Microascaceae. Bases 1 to 1554 code for a protein of 517 amino acids.